Messenger RNA from Colossoma macropomum (tambaqui), 3129 nucleotides. RefSeq names its product transforming growth factor-beta receptor-associated protein 1. Bases 101 to 2629 code for a protein of 842 amino acids. The record is from RefSeq and is a predicted model, not a curated record. Gene Ontology annotation, biological process: vesicle-mediated transport; intracellular protein transport; endosomal vesicle fusion. Gene Ontology annotation, cellular component: cytoplasm; membrane. NCBI's taxonomy places the organism in Eukaryota, Metazoa, Chordata, Actinopteri, Characiformes, Serrasalmidae. The transcript has 12 exons.
CACAGGAUGAGUCACAUGGUGAGGUCAAAAUACACGCAGAGAGAAAAGUGGUUCUUUUCUGUGGCAGGACGAGCGCAGCACUACAGAGAGUCAUCCAAACAUGGAGGAAAAUCUGAGCAUCUUUAGUUCUGCACGGCUCUUUGAGAAGGCGCCCACUGGCAAAGGCAAAGACAGAUCCACCAUUGAGUGCGUGGAGUGGUUCUGCAGCAACCUUUAUGUCGGAUUAAAGGACGGAACGGUUCAGCAUCUGAGUGUGUUGAGCUCGAGUGGUGGAGAAAGGCCUGAAAGAGUGCGCGAGGUGGGGAGGAGGCAGAUGGGCCGGGGUGGGGUCGUCAGCCAGCUGAAGGCAGUCCCAGUUCUGAACCACCUUCUCGUGCUCUGGGACGGCUCUGUCACCACGCUAAACAUGUUCUCCCUGGAGCCCGUCCCAGGCCUGAAGAAGAUCCAGAACGUCUCUGUGUUUUACGUCAGCCAGCCUGCUGCUCACUCUCAGCCUGUUUUCGUCAGUCUCUUCACAGCCUCCACCAAACGCAGAGUGCUGAGCAUUCACAAGGUGUAUGUGGACAGAUGGGAGAGUGUGGGCCAUGUGGCUCUGCCUCAGGACCCCGUGGCUCUGGCCGUGUAUGAGACCUGUCUUUGUGUGGCCACGACUGACAGAUACAUUCUCCACGAUUACUUCACUCAGAGCACUCUCGAUCUGUUCCCACACGACCACGCAAAACAAAACAUCAUCGUCAGUGAAAGCGGGAAAGGAGAGUUCCUCCUAAACGGGCCUGGAAAUCUGGGCAUGUUUGUGAUGAAGGACGGUGUGUCUGAACGGCCUCCUGUGCAGUUGCCUGAUGGGGUUCUGGACGCGGUGGUAGAUUUCCCCUAUGUGCUGGCUCUGCAGAGUCAGACCCUUUAUAUCUACAGCAUGCUGGACCAGCGGCUCAAACAGACGAUUUCCAUGCAAAGCGCCAAAGCUCUUCUCUCCACCACAGAAAGUGUGCUUGUAGUGGCUGAGAGGGAAAUUCACUGGCUGUCACAGACGCCCCUGCAGGAUCAGAUUCAAGGCCUGCUCAGAUGUGAGCGAGCAGAUGAGGCAUUGACACUGCUGGACGGAGUUCAAGCACUUUUGCCUGAGGACUCUUACAAGAACCUGCACAGGAGUAUUAUCUGCAUAUCUGGGUGGUUAAAGUUUUACAGAGAAGCUUUUCUCGACGCCAAAGAGCUUUUCAUUAAAGGUGGCCUGGACCCGAGGGACAUCAUCAGUGUUUACCCAGCAAUGACUGUCAUCAGUUCAGACUUUAAAUCCCAGCGUCCUGCUGUAAGCAAUGCCAAAGACCUGUGGAGGUUAAGUAGGGAUGACUGGCCAACAUUUCAACAGUACCUGAGCUUCCUCAGCCAUUUCUUAAGAGAGACCCGCGGGACAGUCCGGGGUCAAAUCUGCCCUCAGGAUGUCGACACAGCACUACUUAAACUGUAUUUAGAGCAGGGCGAUGACGAAAACCUGGAGCAGCUUGUGUCGUCUCCUAAUGACUGCGUACUCCAUGUGUGCUUGCCAGAGUUGGAGCAUCACAAAAGAUUUUUCACCAUGGGAUUGCUCUACCAGAGCCAGGGUCAACAUUUCAAUGCAAUUCAGACGUGGGUGCGGAUUGUGGAUGGGGUGUGUGUGGACUUGCGGCCUGGUGUGUUUCCACACAUCGUGAACACUCUCUGUCAGCUCAAGCAGAAAUCCAUCAUCAUGAAAUUCAUAGACUGGGUUCUUCAAAGGGACCAGAAGGUUGGGGUGUUGAUUUUUACCAAAAGAGACCCAGACGACCAAAGCACAUUUGCACCAGAAGAAGUUCUAUCAUUCUUAUCAAACUACCCAGCGGCUUCAACUCUGUAUUUGGAAUAUUUGGUCCAUGAGCUGCACAGCAAGGAAGAGAAGCACCACACUCUGCUGGCCACCAUGUACAUCACUCACAUCCUCCAGACUGCACAGAGGACACAGGACAGUGAUGUAAACACAGAGAUGAGAGAAAAACUGCAGCAGUUACUGUGGUACUCCUCCAUCUACAACACUGAUGCUGUACAAGCAAAAAUAAAGUCAUCAGCCCUCCAUGUGGAGAAAGCUAUCCUGCUGGGGCGAGCUGGCCAGCACAGGACAGCCCUGCAGAUUCUAGUCAACCAAGAAAAAGACCAUGAGGCUGCGGAAAACUACUGCAGGAGGACCUCUGCUGGACAAGGCCGGGAAUUCACCCAGCAGCUCUUCCUCUGCCUUCUCCAGGUCUAUCUGGAGUCCAAUCAGAGCGUGACUGCGGUGGUGGAUCUCCUCAACAACAACGCCAUGACUUUUAAUCUGGUCAGGGUGCUGCAAGUCCUGCCCAGCUCCUGGUCCCUCCAGCUGGUGAGGCGUUUCCUGUGUGAGUCGCUGAGAGGGACGGUGCAUGAGAGGAGGAUGAGAGGCCUGGAGAAGAACCUGGCCAAAGUGGAGCACCUCAGGCACAAACAUGCCUGGAUGGAAGCAACACAAGAAAAGGUCAAACUCGACAGAAGCCGUGUAUGUCACUCUUGUCGGCGGCAGCUCAUGGGGCCUGAGUUUCUGCGCAGGCCUACUGGGGAGCUCAUCCACACUCACUGCUACACUGCAGACAAGAGCCUCUGAGCGCUUAACAGAGGCUGAACAAAGGCCAGCAAAAGUCAUACAACUCAAAAGGACAAAGCAAGAAGGUGGAUCCUAAAUAUUAGUGGCUAAUCGGAAAUGUUUUGAUUGGUGGUUCUGUUUUUUAUGGAUUCUUGGAAAAUGGCUUUUAUUAUGUGUAUGUUCAAAACAACAUAAAUGCAGGCUUUUGGAUGCCUGCUGCUACUGUUUUUAGCUAUGUGAUGUACUUUUGUCGAUGUAGAUAACAGUCUGUUAUACAGCGUAAGAAACCACAUGCGCAACUCUAUUAGAGAUUAAUUAAAGGGACACAACAAUUUAGCCAUUGAUUAACUGCAGUAUUCUCUGGAGUGAGAUUUUCCAGUUUAAAGACUAGAAAACCCCCCUUCUGAUGAUGCACCAUGGACUUUUGAAAAACUACAACUGCUCUAGGGUGGAUUCUUGGUAGGUGGGCCGUUUUUAAUGUUUUUAAAGGUGGGCUGCUUUUAAAGGAAAGCCUAUAGCAA